AUACAACGGACAUGAUCUUUUCUAUGCAGAAUCAAAUGCAAAGUUAUACCCUGCCUCCCUUUCAGGAGGCAGUUCUCCAGCAAUAUCCUGGCUAUGACGUUGUUCAUCCAAUCCGAAUUGAUGAGAGGGGAUCUUUUCUGUCCUACGAUCUGGCUCCUCAUGCAAUUCACAAAAGGGACCUUUCCUCCAGGAACAAUUUGCUCGCCUUUUAUGAGCUGCAUUACAAAGGACAGCACCUAAAAUUCAAUUUAAGCAUCAAUAACCAUCUCCUUGCUCCUGGGUUUGUUAGUGAGAGGCGAUAUGGAGGAAUCACCAAUGCCAAAAUCCAGCCUUACAGUCACAACUCUUGUCACAUGACUGGAGAGGUCCAGAACUGGGCACUGAAAGGUGGUUUAGCAGCUCUUAGCACGUGUGAUGGGCUGACAGGUGUAUUUCGGCUUGCGAAUGAAGACUAUUUCAUUGAACCUUUGGCUACAAGUACGCAUGAGGCGCAUACAGCCCGUCCACAUAGGAUCUAUAAACGUCAAGCUCCAGCAUAUGAGGAAGACAAGUCAACAGUGGAAUCCAGCAGAAAGCGAGACAGGAAACCGCCCCAUGCCUUGGGAACAUGUGGAGUCCAAGGUGAAACUCUGGUGACAGGCAGCAGGGGAUUGUCAGUGGAGCUUGGAAUUCCAUCUCCUGUGCAGCCCCAUGGAGCCAAAGAAUCUCAGCAGAGCCUGGAGACAUCUGAGAAACGGAGAGAGAGAUGGGAAGAGAGGCAGCAGAGGAGGCGCAGAAUAAAGCAGCGCUCCAUCAGCAAGGAGAAGUGGGUGGAGACGUUGGUGGUAGCAGAUCCCAAGAUGGUGGAAUAUCACGGAAGUGAACAUAUAGAAAAGUAUGUGCUGACCGUAAUGAACAUGGUGGCAGGGAUAUUCCAUGAUGCCAGCAUUGGAAACCCUAUCCACAUUGCAAUCGUUCGGCUUAUCCUGUUAGAAGAUGAUGAGGAGGAUUUGAAGAUCACCCACCAUGCGGACAACACCCUGAAGAGUUUUUGCAAAUGGCAGAAAAGCAUCAAUGUGAAAGGAGACACCCACCCUUUGCAUCAUGAUGUAGCUGUCUUGCUAACCAGGAAAGACAUCUGUGCUGCCAUGAACAGGCCAUGUGAGACGCUGGGUCUCUCUCAUGUAUCGGGCAUGUGUCAGCCUCACAGAAGCUGUAAUAUAAAUGAGGAUACAGGACUUCCCCUGGCUUUCACUGUGGCCCAUGAACUCGGACACAGUUUUGGGAUUCAGCAUGAUGGAAGCGGCAAUGACUGUGAGCCAGUUGGGAAAAGACCUUUCAUCAUGUCUCCACAGCUCCUGUAUGACACCUCUCCACUCACCUGGUCCCGCUGCAGCAGGGAAUACAUCACCCGCUUCCUCGAUCGAGGCUGGGGGUUGUGUCUGGAUGACCCACCUGCCAAAGAAGUGGUCCACUAUCCUUUGGUUCCACCAGGAGUCCUCUAUGACGUCAGCCAUCAGUGCCGGCUGCAGUAUGGAGCAUAUUCUGCCUUCUGCGAUGACAUGGAUAAUGUCUGCAAUACGCUCUGGUGCUCAGUGGGAACCACUUGCCACUCCAAGCUGGACGCUGCUGUCGAUGGCACAAAGUGUGGCGAGAACAAGUGGUGCUUCAAUGGAGAGUGUGUCCAGGUGGGCUAUCGCCCGGACUCAACUGAUGGAGGAUGGGGGACCUGGAGCUCGUGGUCUGCCUGCUCUCGGACAUGUGGCGCUGGUGUUCAGAAUGCAGAAAGGCAAUGCCACAACCCCACACCAAAGUACGGCGGCAAAUACUGCCUGGGGGAACGGAAGCGGUUCCGGGUUUGUAACAUGAAGCCGUGCCCCAUAGACAGACCGUCCUUCCGUCACAUCCAGUGCAGCCAGUUUGAUGCCAUGCUAUAUAAAGGGAAACUCUAUAAGUGGAUGCCAGUACCUAACAACAUCAAUCCGUGUGAGUUGCACUGCCGCCCCGAGGAUGAAUACUUCGCCGAAAAGCUCCGGGAUGCUGUCAUCGAUGGGACUCCAUGUUAUGAAGGGAACGCAAGCCGGGAUAUGUGUAUCAAUGGGAUCUGUAAGAACGUGGGCUGCGACUACGAAAUCGACUCCAACGCCGUGGAGGAUCGGUGUGGGGUGUGCCACGGAGAUGGAUCCACCUGCCAGACAGUGAAAAAGAUGUUCGAGGAGAGCGAGGGGCUGGGUUAUGUUGACAUUGGGAUGAUCCCUGCUGGAGCCCGGGAGAUUAGAAUUGAGGAAGUGGCAGAAGCAGGAAAUUUCCUGGCCUUGAGGAGCGAAGAUCCAGAGAAAUACUUUCUGAAUGGCGGGUGGACCAUCCAGUGGAAUGGAGAUUACAAAGUGGCGGGGACCACCUUCACCUAUGAGAGGACUGGGAACUGGGAGAACCUCACGUCCCCUGGGCCCACUGCGGAGCCUGUCUGGAUCCAGUUGCUGUUUCAGGAGACAAACCCAGGGGUUCGCUACCAGUACACGAUCCGAAGGGAGUCGGACCAGGACAAUGAGAUUCAGCCGGCAGAGUUUCUCUGGCGAUACGGCUCCUGGACUAAGUGCACUGCCAUGUGUGGGACAGGUGUUCAGAGACAGAUUGUGCACUGUGUUGAAAAGGCAGCUGGGAUAGUGGAGGAACGGUACUGUGACUCGUUAACCCGACCUGACGACAAGCAGAGGACGUGUAGCGAAGAGCCCUGCCCAGCCAGGUGGUGGGUUGGUGAGUGGCAGACAUGCUCUGCCACUUGUGGCGAAGGUGGGCUCAUGAAGCGGACAGUCCUUUGCAUUCAAAGUGUGGGGCUCGAUGAACAGCGGGCUUUGCUGCACACCGAGUGUCAGCAUCUCUCCAAGCCAGACGCCGCUGCGCCCUGUCACAGGGAUAUCCUCUGUCCUGCUCAAUGGGCCGUGGGCAACUGGUCUGAGUGCUCAGUCACAUGUGGAAACGGAACACAGGGGCGCUCUGUUUAUUGCAAUCAUGAUAAUAAAACAACUUGUGAUCCUGCACAGAGACCACCUUCAGAAACAACUUGCUCCCUGAAGCAAUGCCAGAAGAAAAUAGAAAAUAGCAACACUGACUGGUCUGGCAGCGGCUCUUCCAGUAGAGAACUAUUUAAUGAGAUAAAUUACAUUCCCACUCACCACAUUUCCCACUUUAGCCCCCCAAUGCCGAAUCAUCCACAAUCCAAAGAUGAGAAUGUCAUCACUGAGGAGGAUUUUCCAGGCAGCAGUAACAAAAAGGGAAACGUCUUUGUCGAUGAUUUUUACUACGAUUACAAUUUUAUCAAUUUCCAUGAAGAUCUGUCCUAUGACCCGCUUGCUGAGAAAGACAUUAAGAGUGAGGGGUUUGAACCAGGGCCUGGGGGUGAAGCCACUAAUAACCUGGGGGAGUCUAAUGAAAUGUCUCCUAGCAUUCCAUAUCAUGCAGAACCAGGAGAACCCAAUGAAGGAAACUUAGCAAGUAGUGAGACAAAUACUUCAGCCGAUGGACACAAUGAAGAAAAGGAAAACGCAGGGGUUCAACACGAUACAACUCUCUUCAGUGUAACUGAUGCACAUGAGGUUAGCAGAGCCACUACUGCCCUCUACAUAACUUCCUCCUACCUUAGGGGGGAGGAGGAAGAAACACACACGCCACUGUCCAGAGAUGAUCCACCCACUGAGAGAGGAACAAGGCUUGAUUCUAUAAACAGCCACGCUUAUCUGUCCACUGAUAAGCCCCCAGGAGCCCUGCUGACAAGUACCAUUUCUGAAGAGGAUGCAACCAUCACCACCCCGUCUCUCAGUUAUCCUUAUCUGGCCAUCCCCCCUCCACCCCUGCCAGCUGACAAGGGCCGCAGUGGUGGAGAAGAGAUGUCUGGCAUUUGGGGAAGCACAGCAGAGCCUGGAAGCAGAGGAGAGGAUGGUCAAAGCACAGAGGCUCCUGUUAACAAUGACAAGGAAGAUGAUGGCUUGGCUGGUAUUGCCCGGAAGGGCCAGGAGGAUACCAGUGAAAGGGAUUUGGUCACCAUUGGUGAUGGUGAUGCUGCCUCCAAAACCAAAGAUGAGACAGCACUGUCCAGUAUAACGGCAACAGUGGAGAGUGAAGACAUGAACAGGCCCCCACAUAACCUGCCUCCCCAGCCAACAACAAAGCCGCUGCCUCCUGCAACAGACGACACCCCUUUGAUCUCCACUGAACCCAGUUCUAAACAGGAAGCAGGAGGCAGGAGUGAAGAUAUUGACCCCACUAUGAGCUCUUACAAUCCUGGUAACGGAGAACCAGCUGACCACACUCCUCCUGCAGAGGAUGUGCAGAAUUGGCAAGAUGAUCUCAGUGCUGCAUCUCAGACUCCUGGCAUGCGAACAGGCGUGACAGCUCUUUCCCGCCUGAGGUCCAUGCCUCCCCACGCGCGUGAGCCAUUCACUCCAGAAAGCUGGACAUGGACAUCAAAUAGUCUAGCCCAUCAGGGUACCCAGGCACCAGCUCCGCCAAUAUCCUCCGAGCCCAGCCCCAGGGCCAGUCCAGAAGGGACGUUGCCCGCUUUGCCAGCUGAGUUAACCACGGCAGGGUGGGCGGAGAGGGAAGCAAAUGAAGGAAAGAUGACUCUUUAUACCACGAGUGUGUUUUCUGAUGUGCCAGACCCAAAUGAAAGCACAAGCCGGGGCGAGAGCACACCAUGGGGCACUCUGAGGCUAUUCGCCAGUGGGGAUGGAGACCUUGGAACAUCUCUCCCCAUGCUCAGCCUGCCAGAGCAGAAGCAGGAGGAGGCAGAAGUGACGACCCCAGCUGGGAAGUUGGGAAAUGGAGUGAGGCAAUGCUCCACAACGUGCGGCUUAGGAGCCAGCUGGAGGCCAGUGCACUGUAGCACAGGCAAGGAUGAAGAUUGUGUUGCUGCAAAGAAACCUGUCCCAGCUCGAAGGUGCUACCUGAGACCAUGUUCAUCCUGGCGUAUUGGAAACUGGAGCAAGUGCUCAAGGAACUGCGGAGGGGGGCUGAAGGUCCGGGACGUUCACUGCGUUGACACCAGAGAGCAGCGGCUUCUGCGACCCUUUCAUUGUCAAGCUGUUUUCUACAAGCCGCCAGUGCAGACUCCCUGCCAAACCAAGUCCUGCCUGGACUGGUAUACCUCAUCCUGGAGAGAGUGCUCUGAGUCAUGCGGCGGAGGGGAGCAGAAGCGUUUAGUGACGUGUCCAGAAAUCGGACGGUGUGACGAAAUGUUAAGGCCAAAUAACACAAGACCCUGCAACACUCACCCAUGUACCAAAUGGGUAGUGGGAUCAUGGGGAGAGUGCACAGCCACCUGUGGCGGGGGCAUCCAGCGGCGACAGGUGAAGUGCAUGAACACAAAAACUGGAGAAGCGGAAGAAGACAGCAGCCUGUGUGACCAUGAACAGUGGCCAGAGAACACCCAGAAGUGCAAUCCCCAGGACUGUGACAAUACUGAGUCAACCUUCAUCUGUGAGCGGGACCGCCUCACAUUCAGUUUUUGUCAAACCCUAAGGAUUCUGGGAAGAUGCCACCUUCCAACUGUCAAUGUGCAAUGCUGCCGAACCUGCCGCCAGCAUGGCCACAGUGCUCGGGAUCGUGGGAAUGAACGUGCCUCCAGGAGGUGAAACCAUUUAAGUCGAAGGACCCUUUAUGGGAAAGGGGAAAAUAGAGCUUUAGAAGCUUUAAGAGAACAUACAUCAUGCAGUGAGCAAAAGGAAUCCCAUGAAACUAGGUUUUGCCACAUGGUCUGUUCAUAUUGCAAUACAGAAUGUUGCUACAGGUUCCUACACUGGGGAUUUUGUAUGGUGCUCUUUAAAAAAACAGGGAUUUCUUUUUUUAAAAAACUACAAUACGUGGUGCUCAAAUGAUCAGUCUGAAACUCAGCACCUGACUUUCACUAGACAGCACCGAAAGCCCUACUAGUUACCAUGGAGAAAUGUGCUGUUUCUUAGCAAGUAGAUGAAAACAGAUACAAUUUUCCGUAUCUCGUGUUACGCCUAAUGGCAAACAAUCUACAAGAGAACAUUUUAGGAAACAGAAACGUAAAAUAGCAAACAUUUUGGGGAGCUCUCUCUAAAAGGUUUAUGGUGCUAUCAUGUGACAUUUUUGGCUUUUGGUUGGUGUUGGCAGGCCAACACAAAACUCUUGACCAAGUGACUUUGUAUUAUUAAUAAUAAUUAUUAUUUUAUAUACAUGAGCAUCUACCAUUCCAAACAGUGUAGCUUUUGUUUCUUCUUUUUUUUUUUUUUCCUUUUUUCCUUCAGGGACACAAAGCUGGCAACCCCCUUUUAUAAUUUACAUAAAAAUGUUUACAAAUUUACGUUAGCGCUACAUAAUGUAAGAAACCGAAACAGAUCAGAGUGAGCAAGGAAGAAAAACACCUGCACUAGUCAUUAUCACCAAGGGGAUUAGGACACUGCCCAGGUAUUCCUUACCCUUUUGAUGCUGAAUCUGAUUUUCUGUGUAAAAGUGAUUGAACCUCUGAGCAUGUUUUGAAGGAAGGUAGAGGGGUGAGGACAUCCAAAUCCAUGAAUGAAGAGAUAAAUUUACAUUGGAGGGAAAAUGUCAUUGCCUCAGCAUAUAAUUUGCAAAGAAGCCAUUCAUGAACAAUGUAUUAAAACACAGCAUCUACUGCUAUUUUACUUUCUCCACAUUAUUCCUCUGGAAGGCACGAAUGACAAAUGGGAUUGUUAAAGGCACAAUUGGAUUCAUGCAUGUGAUUACAACACUUUGUAUACGUUUGGUGGUUAGUUAAGAUUUUUUCUUUGUUUCUACAAAUUUAAAAAUCUUCCUUCUGCUUAUUUAGCUUGACUUUUGAUAAAGUUAGUUGAUUCUUUUAACUAGGCUGUCUAAUAUUGUACAAGGAAAGGGUACCUCAUUAGCAAGGCAGACAUUGUUCUAAUCUGUCAGUGGUCCAACACUGACUGUAUGUUAAUCCCUCUACACUACAGUGGUCAUGUAGCUGCAGACAACGUAUCUUAAAUUGCAUUUCUGCAUCGUCCACAUGGUGGGAGGCCAAUGAGAGCAAAUACUCCCAUUGGCUUCCCGUACUCCUCGUGAGGAGCAGGACUACCAGCGCCAAAGGAGGCACCCUCUGAGUUUGAUUUAGUGGGUCUAUACUAGACCUGCUAAAUUAAACCCCAGAAAAUUGACCAUGUCAGUGUCGAUCUUCUGUGUAGUGUAGACAUGCCCCCAGUGUAUUACGAAGGACUUAUUAUCCUGGUUCCUAGAACAAGGUCCAAAACAUAUUGAUAAAACUUAAUUCGUAUGUUACUCUUUAGGAUACAAGGAAAGACCAAAUAAUUGGAGAUAAUGAAUAAAAUCCUACUUGCACUAAAGUAAAUGAGAUUUUGCCAUUGAUUUUAAUUGAAGUAGGAUUGAACCCCAUAUCACUUAAAUGAUAUUACAAUUGUACAGUCCAGAAUAAGUAACCCUUUUUUUUAGUGCCAUCUUCUUUUGUACUGUGUGAAGCCACUUUCACUACAAUUGCCAAGAGGACAAGGGAAUUCCUGUGCAUAAUUUGUAAGUAAACUGCAGCCCAUCACUUUACCAGCUGCAUUUUGUUUCUUUCCAAGCAGAUGUAAAUGUUUUAUAUUUAAAGAGAUUGUGUACGUUCCUGUUUGAUUUCCCAGCUAUAGCGCCAUCCCUCCCAUGCAACAUUUUGCUGCAUUCAUCAGGGCUCUAAGAUUUUACUAAGAAAUAGUUUCCAUGUUCGUUGGUUUUUAAAUGGCUGUAGCUCAAAAGUAUGUUAAUUUAAACUGUUACCAAAGGAAAUGUAAUGUUUGCAGAUUUCUCUGUUUGCUCUCUAUUCUAAUAAUUUUUCAUUAGAAACCCCAUAGAGAAAGUUUAUGUACCAUGAUAGCGCUAGUUACCUAGCAACAGCCCUCUGAUCUGUAGCAAAAAAUAACAAAUCAGGACACUUCUGAAACUCCUUUGAGGCUGCCCAUAGAAAUGAUUAUUAAUUUUGUGAUUAAAAUAUAAAGCAGA
Messenger RNA from Pelodiscus sinensis (Chinese soft-shelled turtle), 7971 nucleotides. The record is from RefSeq and is a predicted model, not a curated record. Lineage: Eukaryota; Metazoa; Chordata; Testudines; Trionychidae.